Molecule: messenger RNA, 960 nt
Organism: Mya arenaria
Lineage: Eukaryota; Metazoa; Mollusca; Bivalvia; Myida; Myidae
Product: protein N-terminal glutamine amidohydrolase-like
Exons: 6
Coding region: 19-651 (210 amino acids)
Cellular component (GO): cytosol; nucleus
Molecular function (GO): protein-N-terminal glutamine amidohydrolase activity; protein-N-terminal asparagine amidohydrolase activity
Source: RefSeq, a predicted model, not a curated record
CCGAAAGUGAAAAUAAAAAUGGAAGUCAGAGAAGAAAUGUCAAAAGUGGAGCUGCAACCAUGCUACCAUCCUUUGUUCAGCGAACAAUCUUCAGUUAUAUAUACAAAUUGCUAUUGCGAAGAGAAUGUUUGGCAGCUUUGUAAUACAGUGAAAUCGAGAUUUUCUGAUGAACUCUGCAGGUGCUACUGUGUUUUCAUCUCAAAUAAGGAGAAGCAAAUUCCACUGUGGCUUCAGAAGGCAGGGAAGAAUGAGGAAGGCCUUGUUGUUUGGGAUUACCACGUUAUAUUACUUCAUAAAAUGGCAUCGGGUUCGUUUGUGUAUGAUCUGGAUUCAAGGCUCAGUUUUCCGGUGAGGUUUGAAGAGUACGCUUUCCGUACCAUACACCCGUGCUCAACACUGAAACCACAGUUUCGACGGCGUUUCCGCGUGGUGGCAGCGUCGACGUUCCUCGCGACGUUUGCGUCUGAUCGUUCCCAUAUGUUGGAUGAUGAAGGACGCUAUCUCAAACCGCCUCCUGAUUACCCACCAAUACGGACAGAGGCAUCAGAGAAUAACAUCCAGGAAUUUAUAAGCAUGGAUCCGGCUGUCGGCGUGGGGAACGUGAUGGACUUUGAACAUUUUUAUCAACUGUUCACGGAAAACAAUACUUGAUGAGAAGCAUUUUGUUAAAUAUUGAACAUUUCGUUUUUAAAGGUUUUAUUUUGUUAAGAAACGGUUGAAAGGGAACGUUUGGUACAUGGUAGUGAUAUAAGUUACAUUGAAGUGUAAAGUGUGACAGUAAUUGGAUUACUGAAUCUGUUAUCAGCACAUUUUUUAUUGGAAGUUAUAUAACUCUCUCUUAAUAAAUUAUCUAUAUAACUUUCUUUUUUAGCGCGAGGUAUUAACAUAUUUGCAACUAUGCACAGUUUCUCACGGAUAACCUGUUAUUGUUAAGAUUUCGAAGAUAAAAGUGAUCAUUUG